Messenger RNA from Schistosoma guineensis, 582 nucleotides. The record is from the annotation of a GenBank genome assembly. NCBI's taxonomy places the organism in Eukaryota, Metazoa, Platyhelminthes, Trematoda, Strigeidida, Schistosomatidae.
GGAAAUAUGGACAAAGAAUAACCAAGAUGAUGUAAUAGGAAGAUUAUAAUACUAGACCACGUAAUACGAAUAAUAACGAUAGACUUAAUAAGUUAGUAACGAAUUAUAGUGUGAAUGUAGUAAGACGAUUAAAGUGUUUUUGUUACAAUCUUAUUCACUCUUUAUAUUACCGAAUACACUGGAUAUGUAGUACUGAAAGCAUUGACGAAGAACUUACAUUCCUCAGGAAAACUGAUGAAAAAUGGCUAUCCAAACCGCUUCAUAGAUAAGAAUAUGAAAAGAAGUAGUAACAAGGAAUCCGGUUGUUCCGUUCUAAUGAAAAAUCUUCAUAUAAAUUUGGAAUUUAAAAGUGAUCGAACAUCUGGUGUAAUCAGAAAUUGUUUGACGACAGAGAUAAACAGAACAUUCUAUGCGGCAAAAAUGAAAAUAACGUUCGCUGGUAGGAACUUGUUUUCUGUAUGCGGAAAAGAUUCCCCGUCUGGUCGCCCCCAUGUGCAUCUACCGGUUUUGUGGAGCAAGGUACAUUUGCCGUAGCCAGUGCUCGCUUUCAACUUGGAUACGGGGACAUGUCCCAGUAUGGUU